Molecule: messenger RNA, 3428 nt
Organism: Ahaetulla prasina
Lineage: Eukaryota; Metazoa; Chordata; Lepidosauria; Squamata; Colubridae
Gene: PARP16
Product: poly(ADP-ribose) polymerase family member 16
Exons: 9
Coding region: 189-1358 (389 amino acids)
Biological process (GO): endoplasmic reticulum unfolded protein response
Cellular component (GO): endoplasmic reticulum tubular network; intracellular anatomical structure; membrane
Molecular function (GO): protein serine/threonine kinase activator activity; kinase binding; NAD+ poly-ADP-ribosyltransferase activity
Source: RefSeq, a predicted model, not a curated record
UGGCUGAGGGACUCUGGGAGUUGAAGUCCACAAGUCUUAAAGGGACCAAAGGUUGGAGACCCCUGGUCUAGAUGACCAGGAACAGUGGCGGGAUUCAAAUAAUUUAACAACCGGUUCUCUGCCCUAAUAAUGACCAGCUGGGUGGCGUGGUUCGGUGGUCAUGUGACCGUGUGGGCGUGGCCAACUCAAUGUCUUUCACAUCCAUGGGCGCUUCGUGUUACAGUGUAAUAAGGCUUAACCAGAGAGGCAGUUUCAGUAAGCGGGGCAAUAAAGAUGAGGCUAGAAACACCUCCAGAAUGUUUCCUUCCUGCCUUCCGUACAGGAUUAGCCCUGUAAAGUGGGGAAAAAAAACAAAAAACAAUAUUUCUUCCAACAACCGGUUCUCCGAACUGCUUAGAAAGUUAACAAACGGUUCUUCCGGAGAGGGCCUCCUGGGGAUGCCAGCACCAAGCCACGACGAUGCUGCCCCCACCGCAGAAAGGGUGCGAGAAAUCAUCGGGAAGGACCUCUUGGCCGCUGAUCUGAAAUGCAGCCUUUUUGCUUCCGCCCUGCAAAGCUACAAGAGGGACUCUGUCCUCCGGCCGUUCCCAGGACACUAUUCCGCCGGGGACAGUAAAGAUUUUGAAGCUCUGCUUGCAGAUACAAGUGCAUUAGGGAGCUUGCAAGAACUCUUGGAUUCUCCCCAAAAUCCUGACCAAAAAACUUUGGAGCUGCUCCAUUGGAUCCUGUCCUCUAAGGCCUGGUGCAUCCACUCCACCAACAAAAACAAGUAUGAGAAAAUCCAGGAAUUGAUGGGAGCUCCCAACAUGCCUGUCCCGGUGCCAGACUUCCUGUUUGAAAUCACUUACUGCAAAGAAAUGAAUGCCAAAUUUGAGGAUACUCAGGCGGGAAGAGACCUCAUCUAUGCCUUCCACGGGAGCCGCUUGGAGAACUUCCAUUCCAUCAUGCACAACGGGUUGCAGUGCCAUUUGAACAGGACGUCCUUGUUUGGGGAAGGCACCUAUCUGACCAGCGACUUAAGCCUGGCCCUCCUCUACAGCCCGCACAGUCUAGGCUGGCAGCGAAGCGCGAUGGGCCCGAUUCUCAGCUGUGUCGCAGUUUGUGAGGUUAUUGAUCAUCCAGAUGUCAAGUGCCAAGUGAAGAAAAAAGACUCUACAGAAAUUGACAGGAAGAGAGCCAGGGUGAAGAACAGUGAAGGCGGUGAUGUCCCUCAGAAAUAUUUUGUCGUUACAAACAACCAGCUGAUACGGGUGAAAUAUUUGCUAAUAUAUUCGCAGAGGCAGCACCGAAGGGCCUAUGCAGAGGUCAGCGAUGGUGGAUGGAACCUUGACACCAAGUGGAGAUUUCUGAGAAGCUGAAGGCGAAGAAAGACAACAUCGUCAGAAACCUGCAAGGUCCCUUCCAGCUCUACUCUGACUGGUCCAGGUCCAGGUCCAGCAAAAAGAACUGGAGACUCACAGAAAAUUACAGUCCCAUCAAGGAAUGUGCCAGAAGACUCAACGGUUUUGAUCCGCAACCUAUGUCCUCUGAGCAUUGAAAGGCUACCCAUCCUAAAGAUUUCUCCUCCUCUCUUCUACAGAGGCUCUUAGGACAGUAAUGACAGAGCCAGGAGCAAAAAAGGAGGAGGGAAGGGCACAGUCCCACCUAAAAGCCUCAACCAGAAUUCCUCUAGUUCCUGAGGUUUUCUUUUGCACAAGAUGUUCCCUUUCCUUCCUUUUCUUUAUUUAUAUUUGUAUCCCUUCCAUUCUAGUGCACAACACAAAAACACACAGACACACCUCCUGUUCUUACCUCCUGUUCCUGGACUCACUUUUCGCUAGCCACCUGGAAUAACUUCUUUAAGGCCUUUCCAUUGAAGCAUGAGAACUUGGCAGCAAAUCCCCAUAGAUUUCUGAAAGAAGGUAGCCGUCGACUUACAACACCUCGUUUAGCGACCAUUCAAAGCUACCAGACUCAUAAUGUUGAGAAGAGCUAAGCUGAUUUUGUAACUAAAUAGCUGCUGCUCUCCUGAGGCAAAGGCGUAUUUUCUAGGAUAAAUGACCAGCCCUCGUUGACUUUCCCCCUUUUGGUUCCUGGAGAAGACUCACAAUGUUGGAGGUUCCUUGGGUCUCAUAUUCUUCAUCCCAAUCCUCUCCCGUGAUGUAUAUAGGACCCUGUGGAAAGAGAAGAGGAGAUAGCAUCCCUCAUGAAACAGCCCAGCAUGGGAAGGAUUUGUGUGGGUGUGUGUACUAAGAUUGUGUACCUCAAACUGUGAAAACAGAUCAUCCGUUGCACUUGUGGAUGGUUCAUUCUCUUCUGCCUCAGCCAGGCGUAAGACUUCCUCAGUGUCCAUUUCCUAGAAGCAGAGGCAAGAGUGCAAUCAGACACAUACCAAUAUGAAUUUUUUAAUAUUGUUCUUCUAAAGUUCUGACACAGAAAUGAAUUGGACUGAGUUGAAUAUCUGCCAAUUUAAAUGACAUCCCAAGGAGAAUCAAGAUAGCUUUUAAUUCCUGGUGCAGCCAAGAAGAGGUGCAGAAAUCUCUCUUGGAUCUGUCCUUAGUUCAAUGACUCACUGGACCUUUUAAAAGGACCAGGAAGGGACAGGUAUCAAGGACCAACAUGCUGCAAAUCAAAAGCUACCGGCUUCUAAUACCUUACAACAAAAGUAGAAGUUAUCCUGCCAGGAUUAUUUACCUUUGGGGAAGUAGAUAUCUCGUUUUCAGCUGUGUCUACCAAGGCAGCCCCUUUAGAAGAACUUCCUAAUAUCUACCAACCCCACCCCACCACUGCCACCCUCCCCCAAAUUCCCUCUACCUAUAUUAUUUAACUGCCAACUAUUUCAAAAAACAACAAAACAAAUAACCACAAUUUUCUUUGCCAGCCUAUCCAAUAUGGAAAGGCAGGAUUUGAAAACCUGAAAUCCUGAACUGGGCCAACUGACGAACAGCCAGACGCUCCUCCUUGCUGGCCAGUUUAGUAGGCCCUAUCUUUACUUGUCCAAACCCUUUCCCCACUCCCCUUUAGAAGAACUUCCUAAUAUCUAACUAACAACCCCACCCCACCACCGCCACCCAACCCCCAAUUCCCUCUACCUAUAUUAUUUAACUACAUUAUUUAAUUAUUUAACUAUUUCAAAAAACAGCAAAACAAAUAACCUCCAUUCUCUUUGCCAGACUAUCCAAUCUGGAACAGCCAACUGAUGAACAGCCAGAUGUGAUAUAUGUCUGCUCGACAAUUUGGCCAAAUUCAAACUGCUCAGUUCCUACAAUCCUUAGUAAUAACUGAAACUCAACUGGUGUGGGCUAUUCAAACGGACCAAUAGGAAGCCUCCCCUCCCCUAACUGCCUUCAUUUCCAGGUUCUAAAUUCCGUUGCUCAGUGAGCUCAGAGUCAACUGACAGGGCAGGCAGCCAAUCUGGUCCAUGCUUCAGAUGACUGGAUUUCUAGUCC